Coregonus sp. 'balchen' is the source of this 8294-nucleotide messenger RNA. The record is from the annotation of a GenBank genome assembly. NCBI's taxonomy places the organism in Eukaryota, Metazoa, Chordata, Actinopteri, Salmoniformes, Salmonidae.
CUAAUCCCAAAGAAGAAAAAUAAGUUACUUCCGGGUAAAGAAGCCAGGAUAGGCAGUUAGCUCUCAAAUGUCACAAAGAGUGUGAUAUUAGUCGAUUUCAGAGAUGUGUGCAUGGAAAGGAUUAUUGAAUAAGUACGGAAUGCAAACACCUAUCACAUGGCUGCAAUAGCCAAAAAGCAUUUUACGACCUAGCAUAUUACUUUCACCGUUCAACUGGAAAGUAGCUAGCUAGCUAGCAUAACAAUAGUAGUGUCAUCUUUUUCUAGCUAGUCCUUUUUUGACACCAACCAGAUGCAUAGGAGAGGAGUAGGUGCAGGAGCUAUCGCCAAAAAGAAGCUUGCAGAGGUAAUUUGUUUGCCAUCAUGUAGUCUAUAGAUGAAUGUGCCCAUCUACAAAAUGUAAAUAAUCAAGUCAUGGCAUUGCAGUCAUUUUCAUUAGAAGCGAGAAAUACAAACAUCUUAGCCAAAACACUCUAUUAUUUUCUGUAGGCCAAGUAUAAAGAGAGGGGGACAGUUCUAGCUGAGGAUCAAAUUGUUCAGGUAAGCCCAAUAAGUCGUGUGGGUGUGCAAGUGUGUCUACUUUGGAAUGCUAUUCAAUCCAUGUAGGUAAUCAACCUGCUGCCAUUGUAGAAAGCUCUAACCAUCAUGGUCUUUCAGAUGUCAAAACAGCUGGAGACCUUUAAAUCUAACCUUGAGGAAUUUGCCAGCAAGCACAAACAAGAGAUCCGUAAGAGUUCCCAGUUCCGGGUCCAGUUUCAGGAGAUGUGUGCCACCAUUGGAGUCGACCCACUUGCCUGUGAGGAUCACAACUGUGUCUUUUAAAUAAGUCGUUUUUUGCUCUAGUAGCCCAUUAGAUAAGCGCAUCCCUUAGUAAUUUUUUAUGCAUGCGGUUCAUACAUUGUAUUUAUUCAAUGAAUUGAAACGCAACCAGUUGAGUGUUUUCUGUGUCCUUGACAGCUGGCAAAGGCUUUUGGUCGGAGAUGCUUGGUGUGGGUGACUUCUAUUACGAGCUGGGUGUGCAGAUCAUUGAAGUAUGCCUGGCCCUGAAACACAGAAAUGGAGGUGAGGCUUCUUUGGAACAUAAUCAAAGUCAUAGCAAAAUACUGAAUUUGUUAUGUGCCUUUCAUUUGUGUUUUAUCUCUGUUUUAGGACUUAUUACCCUGGAUGAGCUCCAUCAUAGAGUGUUGAAGGGAAGGGGGAAAUUUGCUCAGGAUGUGAGCCAGUGAGUUCCAUCAGACAAAUAUCUGAAAUGAUCAAUUCAAUUGUAUCUCCUAAGAAAUGCAGAAAGUCAACGUUUAUGAUCAUAUUUAAUACAAUAAUGCACGCAUAUUUAUUCAUCAAUUUCAUUAUGAAGUUGAAAUUGUAUCUCUAUUCUCCGCUCCAGAGAUGACUUGGUGCGGGCCAUAAAGAAGCUGAAAGCCAUGGGGAACGGCUUUGGGAUGAUUCCUGUUGGAAGCUCUUACCUUGUGCAGUCAGUACCAGCAGAGCUCAACAUGGACCACACUGUGGUACUUCAGCUGGCUGAGGUAAUCCUUCAUUUCACCUCUUGAAUCUGUAUUGUGUGGCUGCCUGAUCAGUUAUUAGGCUAAAUGACUUGACAAAAAUGUCUCAGAAUACUGAUUGUGAGAUUAGAGGGCACUGUUUGAUUUUUCUUGUGAGCGAUUACCAACAUCAUGCUUGGGUCCAGAACAUGCUACACGGAUACUUGCUUUUGCAUGAGUCAUUUAGAGGACUGCAAAUGUGGUGCCAGAUGUCAUGAAUAUUUGUUUUUCUGCCAAUUUGUAGAAGAAGGGCUACGUUUCAGUGAGUGAGAUCAGAGAGUCUCUCAAGUGGGAGCGAGAGCGGGCCUGUCAUGUGCUGGUAAGUCUCCUCAGAGGAAAUACAAAGCAAAGAGGUUGUUUUGUUUUUAUUUUGGCUGUAGAAAGGAUGCUACCUAGAAACAGUGUAGGAGGAGGCAGUGUUGUAGUACUCGAGCCCGGUCUUGAGACCACAUAUUUAGUGUCUUGUCUCUGUGUCGGAUACAUUUUUACUCGGCCUUGACUCUGUCUCGUCCAAUGAGGACUUGUAAUUUUUUGCCGAGACCAGCGGAGUGAAAAAUUCCUAAUUAUCAGCUCCCAUUCAGUCAGCCCAUAAAACCACUUCGCCAGGCCAAAUAUCCACACUCCUUUCAUGACACAUAAAUAUCUUAUUUACUCAUAACAUUCCUGUCCUUUACUAUCGUUGAAAAAUAUCAUUAAACUUUGUCGUGCUCGUCAGAAUUUCCUUGAUUCGGUGGUAGGGAAGAGUGGGGGACAUUGUGUGAAAUUAGCACGCUCACUAUUAGUAAGGGGAGACUUUGGGAAGUUGUAACAUAUUUUGUCCUAUUAUCUAUUAUAGAUCUGUCAGGGUUAGCGGCAGGUAGCCUAGUGGUUAAGAGCGUUUGGCCAGUAACCGAAAGGUCGCUGGUUCAGAAUCUGCUGUUCUGCCCUUGAGCAGUUAUCCCCCAAAAACAACUGCUCCCCGGGCGCCAAUUUUUUUUAUUUAACCUUUAUUUAACCAGGUAAGCCAGUUGAGAACAAGUUCUCAUUUACAACUGCGACCUGGCCAAGAUAAAGCAAAGCAGUGCAAUAAAAUCAACAACACAGAGUUAUAUAUGGGGUAAAACAAAACAAAACAUAAAGUCAAAAAUACCAUAGAAAAUAUAUAUACAGUGUGUGCAAAUGUAGCAAGUUAUGGAGGUAAGGCAAUAAAUAGGCCAUAGUGCAAAAUAAUUACAAUUAAUAUUAACACUGGAAUGAUAGAUGUGCAAGAGAUGAUGUGCAAAUAGAGAUACUGGGGUGCAAAUGAGCAAAAUAAAUAACAAUAUGGGGAUGAGGUAGUUGAGUGGGCUAAUUUCAGAAGGGCUGUGUACAGGUGCAGUGAUCGGUAAGGUGCUCUGACAACUGAUGCUUAAAGUUAGUGAGGGAGAUAAGUCUCCAGCUUCAGAGAUUUUUGCAGUUCGUUCCAGUCAUUGGCAGCAGAGAACUGGAAGGAAUGGCGGCCAAAGGAGGUGUUGGCUUUGGGGAUGAUCAGUGAGAUAAACCUGCUGGAGCGCAUACUACGGGUGGGUGUUGCUAUGGUGACCAAUGAGCUAAGAUAAGGCGGAGAUUUGCCUAGCAGUGAUUUAUAGAUGGCCUGGAGCCAGUGGGUUUGGCGACGAAUAUGUAGUGAGGACCAGCCAACAAGAGCGUACAGGUCACAGUAGUGGGUAGUAUAUAUAAAUGGAUGGCACUGUGAUAGACUACAUCCAAUUUGCUGUGUAGAGUGUUGGAGGCUAUUUUGUAAAUUACAUCGCCAAAGUCAAGGAUCGGUAGGAUAGUCAGUUUUACGAGGGCAUGUUUAGCAGCAUGAGUGAAGGAGGCUUUGUUGCGAAAUAGGAAGCCGAUUCUAGAUUUAACUUUGGAUUGGAGAUGCUUAAUGUGAGUCUGGAAGGAGAGUUUACAGUCUAACCAGACACCUAGGUAUUUGUAGUUGUCCACAUACUCUAGGUCAGACCCGUCGAGAGUAGUGAUUCUAGUCGGGUGGGCGGGUGCCAGCAGCGUUCGAUUGAAGAGCAUGCAUUUAGUUUUACUUGUGUUUAAGAGCAGUUAGAGGCUACAGAAGGAGUGUUGUAUGGCGUUGAAGCUCGUUUGGAGGUUUGUUAACACAGUGUCCAAUGAUGACAUGGACGUCGAUUUAAAGCAGACCCCCGCACCUCUCAGAGGGGUUGGGUUAAAUGCGGAAGACACAUUUAGGUUGAAAGUAUUCAGUUAUGCAACUGGCUAGGUAUCACCUUUUCUUUGUCUAUUUGCCCUCGGAAUGCAUUUUUUCACCACUCUGAAUGUCUAAAGAAUCCAUAUGUUCUCCUGAAAUAUGAACACAUUUUGAACUCUUAUUACGGUGGCGAUUUGACACAAUUACAACCAUGGUCUUGAAUUGGACUCGCAUUUUUCGGGUCUUUUUCUCGCCCCCCUCCCGGUCUCAGUCUUGACUCUGUCUCUAAUUGCUCUGGUCUUGAAUCAGUCUGGCUUUAUGUGGUCUUGAACACAACACUGGGAGGAGGAUAUUUUACAGAGGGAAAUUGUUAGCUACACUAAUUAGGACUGACAAAGGACCAUAGAACCAUGGUUCUUGAUUCAGUUUAGCUCCCCACCUAUGGAGCCAGAAACCUGCCGAAAGGUUGAACGUAAGUAUCGUUAGGAUCGAAAGAAAAUCCAUACAUUUAGGUAGCUAAUGUAAUGGAUUUGUUUGCCAGCGCAAGUCUAGAUAGCACUAGCUGUAUUAUGCCUACAACAGUGAAGUUUCAGUCCGCUAGGUGUAUCUCUACAGCAUGGGCAUAUCUCUGGUUGACGUGGACAUCCCCAUGCAUGCACCUUAUCAAAAUAUGACUAAUUCAAUAUUGCACCAUCCCAUUCUCUGGGCUCUGUCUGCAAUCAUAACUAGUAGUAUAUACCAGGAAUAAUGAAACAGAAUAAUAAUAGAUGUUUGGUGAAUCUAUGAAUUAUGCAUGACCACUCCAGUCUUUGCCACUCAAAAUAUAUUUUACUGAAUAUGUUCAUAUUUAUUUAAUCACUCAAAAUCUUGCCAAAGCAUAUUCUGUAGGAACGGUUAAUAUGAAUUUGUAAAUAAUUUGACAUGAUUUAUAUGAAUCGGGUCAUGAACAUAUGGACUUUGAAAUGAACAAGGGUGAGGUUAAACGUAGGCUGAAUCUGGCAUAAGAUUAUUCUCACACUUUACAAUAACUCUGUUGCAGUGGUCUUAGGUAGUCUCCAUAUAGGCUGUUCCCUCCAUCGUGACACUGCUGCCCAGCUGAUGAGCUUGUGAUCUCCAUGCAGCACCACAGCACCAUGCGCCUUCGGAAAAGCAGCCUCAGAAGAUGCCCUUCUGGAGGCAUGCAGCCAUAGUCAUUAUACCCUAAUGUAGGCCUAUUUGCCUACUAGUCAAAUAAACUGCCGAGCACGCAUGAUGCGUGCAACUCGUCAUUCCAACAUAUUUGAACAUUUAAUUCAUCCUUCAUUCAGUUCAGUCUGUAUGUCAUCCAUUCAGUCAUUUGUCGGAGUUGCAAUAGGAACUAAAUCAUAGAGAAUAGAAGUCUUAUCCAUUUGUUUAUUGAAAUCCAUGUGUAUUCAAAAUGAUCUAAAUUCUCCAAAGUUCUUUUAGCCUAUCACUUUAAUAAUGAAAUGUUUAAUUUAGGCCUAUCCAAAUAAAAAUAGGCCUUCAACUUGUAGGCAUUGCAAUUUAGUCUAUCAUUUUGGGUACUGGUGUCUUGAGGACACAUUUUUAAACUCCAUUUGUGUUUUAUAACUGUUAUUAUUAUAGGACUCCCGUUAAAAAGAGACCCUAGCUCACGGGCCUCUAAAUAUAGCCUCUAAAAAGUUGAAGCUGCACGUGCAGAGCAUCUUCAACUAUUUCGCUCAGGACAGGUUAUAGCCAAGACUUAAUCAAUAUUUUGUUUUGUCUCAUUUAUUGAUAUGGAUGUAGCCUCUGCGUGAUGGGGUUGUGCUACGCAAAUGGCUAUAUCAAGCCUACAUACAGAGUGGAAUUCACUAAUACAACAGUCAAAAUGUCUAAUAUAAGGCCUACAGUCCAUGCUCCCAAAUACUGGAAAAGGUGUGAAUCAUUAGGUUACAUGAUCACCACACUAGCCCCACGCGGCUAUAAAAAUGUAUUAUACAUUAAAUAACACACAACAGCAUGGCAUAUUUAGAUAGCAGAAUAGGCCUAGCCUAGCCUAAAUCAUAUUUACUUUCUAUUUUGCAGUUCAGGCGGUUAUUCUAGACAAGGCUCUUCUGUGUAUUUAUCAUUCUCACACAAGUAAUUUGCUGAAGGCCCAAGCCUAUACUACGUAAUCUACUGUAACAUCGUUAAUGAUUGCAAUUCUAAAACAAGCUCUAGACUUUUAUUUUGGAAAUGACACCGGAAGCUACAAAGCAACUUUGUCUGGGCUAGAGUUGCUUGAUUGACUAGCGAACUUCGACUAGCUACAUUCAGUUCAUGUCCUUUGCAGAUGCCACAUUACUGACAAAGGUUUGUACGCAUAAAAAAGAUAUGUAACCGAGUAAAUGGAGACGUAAAGUAAGAAUUGAACGUGUAAAUGUUCAUUCAUAGUCGUAACAAGUUUUGUACGUUUACAUAUCUAUUUUAACGUUUACGUUUCAUGCAUGGCUUUUCUUACAAUCCUAACAAUUUACAUAUGGAUUUUCUUACGAUCCUAUGGAUACGUACGUUCAACCUUUUGGCAAGUAUCUGGCCCCGUACCCACCAUCCUAACAUACACACUCCUUGUUGUCCUAGGAAGACCUGUUGAAAGAGGGCUUGGCGUGGUUGGAUUCCCAAGCUUCUGGAGAGCCACAGUAUUGGCUGCCAGCCCUCUUCUCUGAGCUGACUUCCCGUGAUGUCACACCUGAGGAGGCCAAUCAGAUGACGCCUUAAGAAAAAUAGGAUUUUUGGUACGUGGGAAGUCAGGGGGGACAUUUUGAUGAACAAUGUGUGCAUGUUGGGAAUGUCCUGAAUUGUAAUGGGGUGUAUACGCAAUUAUUAGGCAAGUUGUAUGUUUGAGGAUUCAUUUUAUUAUUGAACAACUACAGUGCUCUCGGUCAAUCCAAAAUGUUAAUAAAUCUCAAACCUUUCUUUGGAGAAUAUCUGUGUGCACAAUUAUUGGGCAACUAUUAGUGUGCAGAAUUAUUAUGCAACUAAAUGAAAAACGAAAAGUUCCCCAUCUCACUUGUUUAUUUUCGUCUGUUAAAGUGAGAAUAAUAAACAAACUCAACAUUUACAAAUAAACAUUUCUGACAUUUCAACAACAAAAAAAAUCUGUGACCAAUAUAGCCACAUUUCUUUUCAAUAACAGUCAUAAGCCUUCCAUCCAUCGAGUCAGUCAGUUUUUUGAUCUGUUGACGAUCAACUUUUUGUGCAGCAGCAACCACAGCCUCCCAGACACUGGUCAGAGAGGUGUACUGUUUAAGAAGGGAACACAAGUUCUCAAUAGGGUUUAGGUCAGGUGAGGAAGGAGGCCAUGUCAUUAUUCUUUCAUCUUUAAGGCCUUUACUGGCUAGCCACGCAGUGGAGUACUUCGAUGCGUGCGAUGGAGCAUUGUCCUGUAUAAAAAUCAUGGUCUUCUUGAAAGAUGCAGACUUUUUCCUAUACCACUGCUUGAUGAAAGUGUCUUCUAAAAACUGGCAGUAGGUUUGGGAGUUGAGUUUGAGUCCAUCUUCAACCCAAAAAGGUCCAACUAACUCAUCUUUAAUAAUACCAGCCCAUACCAGUACUCCACCUCCACCUUGCUGGCGUCUGAGUCGAAGUGGAGCUCCGUGCCCGUUACUGAUCCAGCCACGGGCCCAUCCAUCUGGUCCGUCAAGAGUCACUCUCAUCUCAUCAGUCCAUAAAACCUUUGAAAUAUCUGUCUUCUUGGCCCAGUCUUGACGUUUCAACUUAUGUGUCUUGUUCAGUGGUGGUCGGGUUUCAGCCUUCCUUACCUUGGCCAUGUCUCUGAGCACUGAACACCUUGUACUUCUGGGCACUCCAGGUAGGUUGCAGUUCUGGAAUAUGACAGCACUGGAGGAUAAUGGGUUCCUGGUAGCUUCACGUUUGAUUAUUCUCAAAUCUUUGGCAGUUCAUUUGCGUAUAUUUUUCUCAACACGGUUCUUGCGACCCUGUUGACUAAGUGCAACAAAACUUUUGAUGGUUCUGUGAUCACGCCCCAAAACUUACAGCUUGGAGUUGGGAAAUAUGCAUAAUAAUGAUGAUAUGGUCAAAAUACUGACUUGCCUAAUAAUUGUGCACACAUUGUAUAAUUUCAAGGGUAGGUACACAUCAUCUUGCUUUCCUUCAGUGAUUGUGGAGAUGAAAACUAGGUUACAAAUGUUAUGUUUUCUGUGGCAGUUGUCAAUCAUGGAUUUGUUAUUCAUUUUCAUUAUAUUAAAUUACCUUUUAUUAAAACAUCAGAGUAAUUCUUUGUAUAUUGCAGUUAAUGAUACAAAACAAUGUGUACUUCCAUGUUAACACAACUGUGAAGAAAACUUUAUUUGUUGCUUCCCACAUGAAUCCCAUUUCAACUGUAACAUUAUCAGAGGGCAUCAUUUGACCAUUAAUCAUUUGACUAUAUUAUGCAACAGGUUAUGUAUACAUAUUAUCAGUAGCUUUAAGGGGAGAAAGUCAGUUUAGUGCAAUUAUCCAAAGUAAACAUAGUUCAGCAGAGAUUAUAACAGAGUAAACAUAGGAAACCAUUAAAUAGCAACGCAAUACAUUCCUAUCACCCAGCAAUGGAGGCAAAUCUCUAUUCCAAGACCAAAAUUAAGA